Messenger RNA from Bolinopsis microptera, 1381 nucleotides. Its product is annotated as ubiquitin carboxyl-terminal hydrolase MINDY-3-like. Lineage: Eukaryota; Metazoa; Ctenophora; Tentaculata; Lobata; Bolinopsidae. The record is from RefSeq and is a predicted model, not a curated record. Gene Ontology annotation, molecular function: K48-linked deubiquitinase activity; cysteine-type deubiquitinase activity. Gene Ontology annotation, biological process: protein K48-linked deubiquitination.
UCAUGGAAUCGCAGCCUACCGUUCUGCCUCAGAUUUCAGCUUCAUGUGAGCUAAUAUGGGGCUCUGGUUUCUCUACGGAUACCGAAAUAGGCAACAUCUUUGAACAAUGGUCCCAGGGAUUUACUUUCUCUGAUGACUGCAAGAGUGCCCUGGUUCAGGGAAAGGGAGGACCUUGUGCGGUAAUAGUGCCCGCCCAGGCUUACAUCAUCAAACAUCUCAUAUUUGAUAGUGAAAUUCAGUUGGCCGACGUGACCGAGGAACAAGCCCAGAAAGCUCUAGAGCAAUCCCUUCAAUAUAUCUUCCUGAACGUUGCCUCGGAUACAAUACACAUAGCCAAACUUUCUCAACAAUUAGACGCUGUGUCCUCUGUCGAGUUCCACAAACAUUUGACCCUGCAGAGUUUCAGCACGUCAGAAAUAGGGAAUCACAUACAGGGUCUCACCGAGAGCUGGCGUGGAGAUUUCGGAGUGAUGUCAUUCCUUUACUCAAUAGUACUCACUCGAGGGAUAGAAAAUAUAGUAUCUGAUAUCGGGAUUAUGGGGGACCCUUCUCUAGUUGACAACACUUUCGGACACGGUAAUCAGAGUUUGUUGAACUUAAUCCUUACCGGAGCGGCAACUCCCAACGUUUUUGAUUAUACCAGAAGUAUUGAUGGCAUGGACCUAGUUGGAGUCACGCAAAAGACUGAUAUCGGGUUUUUGACUCUGCUAGAAGCCUUGAGAUACUGCAAAGUAGGGGAUUUUCUGAAAUGUCCAGAGUAUCCAAUAUGGAUCAUAGGCUCAGAAUCCCAUCUUAGUUUAUUAUUUUCUGCAGAAAGUUCUCUAUGUGUAAGUGAGAAGUCUCCCUUUAAGAUAGCAAGGGCAGCUUUCGACACUUUUGACUGUGAAGGGAACGGCUUCAUUCCAGUAACAGAUCUGCCUAAUGUUCUAGAAAAGUUAGACAUGGUGAGUGAAGAUGAGUAUGUUGAGUUCAUGAAGGAUCGUCUAGAUCCAGACUCCACUGGAAUUAUUCUAUCCGCGUUUAUCGAGGAAUUCGUUCCCGGAGCCUGGGAGAAGCAGGAUGAGGCGUUCCAAAACAAGCAGUUUGUAGUUCAGCAUUACAACGGAUUGCGACAAUCUAACUCUGACAAGAAGGUUACGUACAGGUUAGGUGCCGCUGCUAUCUAUAUGGAAUAUAAUCAAGUAAUGGAGGCCAGCACUGCCCCCACAUCACUGCUCCGGGUACUGAGGACAAAGUGGCCGACUAUAGAGAUAGAUUGGCAAUCCCAACCAAGUAUUAGUUAGCGACAUCGCUUAUCUUCUUUAAUUAUAAAGACCUUUGUGUACCGAUUUAACGUGGCAGUAAGUUUACUGUUUUUCUAAGUGAUGAGAUCACGUGACAU